Protopolystoma xenopodis is the source of this 357-nucleotide messenger RNA. The record is from the annotation of a GenBank genome assembly. Lineage: Eukaryota; Metazoa; Platyhelminthes; Monogenea; Polystomatidea; Polystomatidae.
ACUGUGAUCGACAUUUCUCAUCAUUUAACGCAAAUCGGACAGUCGCCACGGUCUCGUCGAACAUUGAAAAAUCGCAUCGUAUCCUCUCCCGAAGCCACUGCGAUCACAUCUCCUAUCCCGGGUAUAGUGUCCUCCGAUUGCUCUGCUCAAUUAUUGCGACCUGCAGCGGCUAAAUCGGGUUCAUUGGUAGGCCCCUUGGUCGGAAAUUCCGCUAUAAGCAGUCAUUUAUCAGGUGAGACAGAGAUCAGCACACUUAUGUCAGGAGUACGAAGUAACCCGUCCACAGGAGUUAAGCGCCAUCGAAAUCGAAAUCGCCAUGGUGGUUCCAGAAUGGAUUCUGCUACUAGUGCAUCGUAG